Messenger RNA from Miscanthus lutarioriparius, 2310 nucleotides. The record is from the annotation of a GenBank genome assembly. NCBI's taxonomy places the organism in Eukaryota, Viridiplantae, Streptophyta, Magnoliopsida, Poales, Poaceae.
AUGGCAGUGCUGCUGCGCCCGGCGGCGAUCGCCGGCGGCCGGCAGGUGUGGCCGGUGGCGGAGGACGAGGAGGGGGCGCGCGAGGCGGAGGCGGCGUCGCAGCGGCUGGUGGAGGCGGUGGCCCGCGGCGACGCGAGGGAGGCCGGCGAGCUGCUCGCGGCGGGGCGCGCGGACGUGAACUACGCCGGGGUGGUGUGGCUCAGGGCGCGGCGCGUCGCGGAGGCGGAGCCCCGGGAGGGCGCCGCCGCCGAGGCGCGGGCCGUGCACGAGGAGAUCCGCGCCGACGUCUCGCCGCUCUUCCUCGCCGCCGGCAACGGGGACGUCGCGCUCGUCCGCGCCUUGCUCGCAAAGGGAGCGGAUGUGAACGGCAAGGUGUUCCGGGGCUACCCGACGACGGCUGCAGCACGGGAGGGGUGCGCCGAGGUGGCGGAGCUGCUUGUGCGUGCGGGUGCGUCGCAGCCGGCCUGCGAGGAGGCCGUCGUGGAGGCUGCUCUGCAGGGCCAGGCCGCCCUCGCGGCCAUCUUCAUGCGCUCGGACCUCGUCCGCCCCCGCGUUGCCGUCCACGCGCUUGUGUCUGCCGCGGCGCGCGGCUUCGUCGACGUGGUCGACACGCUCAUUAAGUGUGGAGCUGAUCCAAACGCGACCGCCCGGGUGCUCCUGCGCUCGCUGAAGCCAUCCCUGCAUGCCAACGUCGACUGCACGGCGCUCUUUGCCGCAAUCGUGAGCCGUCAAGUCGCUGUGGUCCGCCAUCUGCUUCAGGCCAGCGUGAAGAGGGACACGAAAGUGAGGCUGGGAGCAUGGUCCUGGGACGCGUCCACCGGCGAGGAGCUGCGCGUCGGCGCCGGACUCGCCGAGCCUUAUGACGCGGUAUGGUGCGCCGUGGAGUACUACGAGUCCACGGGCUCCAUCCUGCGCAUGCUCCUCCAUACCGGGUACACGUCGACCGCCGCUCACCUCGGCCGGACGCUCCUCCACCACGCCAUCCUCUGUGGCAGCGCCGGUGCCGUCCAGACCUUGCUGGCGUCCGGUGCGGACUCCGAAGCUCCCGUGAAGACGUCCAGGAGCAACAGGUCCAGGCCGGUUCACCUGGCCGCGCGCCUCGGCCAGCCGGAGAUCCUGCGGAUGCUGGUUAACAGGGGCUGCGACGUGAACGCGAGGGCGGAGGCCGGCGACACCGCUGCCAUCCUCUGUUCGCGCCACAAAUGCGAAGACUGCCUCAGAGUUCUCGUGUCCGCCGGUGCAGACGUCGCGCUGUUAAACUCGGCUGGCGACUCCCCGGCCUCCGUCGCCUCCUCUGGGGGAUGGAAGACCGGCUUCGAAAGGGCUGUCAUUGGCGCGAUUCGGUCCGGGACCAUCCCACGCUCGAGCGAUCGGAACGUGUUCUCCCCGCUGAUGUUCGGCGCGCUGUGCGGCGACGCGACCGCGAUGGAAGUGCUGCUCGCUCAGUCAGACGUGGACGUGGACGAGCAGGAUCUGGACGGGUGCUCGCCCAUAAUGGCUGCUGCCAAGAUGGGCAACGUCGAGGCCUUCCGUGCCCUUGUAUUCGCCGGCGCCAACGUGAAGCUGAGCAACAAGCGCGGCGAGACGGCCAUUGGACUGGCGCAGCAGAGCAAGAAGAGGGACCUCUUCGAGCAGGUCAUGCUCGAGUUUGCACUGGAGAAGGGCAUGCCUGGAGGCUUCUACGCGCUUCACUGUGCCUCCCGGCGCGGGGACACCGCGGCAUCGCGGCACCUCGCCAGCACGGGCUGCGACGUCAAUAUCCCCGACGGCGACGGCUACACCCCGCUGAUGCUCGCGGCAAGGGAAGGCCACGCGGGCGUGUGCGAGCUUCUCAUCACCUACGGCGCUCGCUGUGACCUCCGGACGCCGCGCGGCGAGACGGCGCUCUCCCUGGCGCGAGCAGCGCUGGCCACGGCGGGCUUCAACAAGGCCGAGGACGUGAUCAUGGACGAGCUGGGCCGGCAGGCGGUCCUCCAGGGCGCGCACGUCAGGAAGCACACCAAGGGCGGGCGCGGGAGGCCUCAUGGCAAGUCGCUGCGCAUGGUCGCUGCGGCGGGCGUGCUCCGGUGGGGCGGGUCGAGCCGGCGCAACGUGAUCUGCCGGGAGGCCGAGGUCGGUGGCAGCUCGGCGUUCCAGCGGCACAGGCAGAGGAAGGGAGACGCGUAUGAGCCGGGGCUGUUCCGCGUGGUGACUACGACAGGGAGGGAGGUGCACUUCGUGUGCCAGGGCGGCGAGGAGGCCGCGGAGCUGUGGGUGAGGGGCAUCAGGGCCGUGACCAGGGCGGCAUUUGGCAAGAGAGGCAAGGAGUGA